Messenger RNA from Pogona vitticeps (central bearded dragon), 2829 nucleotides. It is a transcript of the gene ATF6B, whose product is annotated as activating transcription factor 6 beta. The record is from RefSeq and is a predicted model, not a curated record. Gene Ontology annotation, molecular function: DNA-binding transcription factor activity, RNA polymerase II-specific; RNA polymerase II cis-regulatory region sequence-specific DNA binding. Gene Ontology annotation, cellular component: nucleus. NCBI's taxonomy places the organism in Eukaryota, Metazoa, Chordata, Lepidosauria, Squamata, Agamidae. Gene Ontology annotation, biological process: regulation of transcription by RNA polymerase II; endoplasmic reticulum unfolded protein response.
AGCAGUGGGCCGAGUCGGGGCUGGAGGAGUGCAAGGAAAGGCGGAAGGAAGAUGGCGGCCUUGGCUUCGGAAUCGCUGCUCUUGAGUGACUCCAGUCGCUUCCGCGCGGAUAACCUGCUGAGCAGCGAGGACUGGGAUGCAGGUCUUUAUAGCUGCCUGGAUAAUGACGACGAUGUGGCAGCUGAGCUUUUCCCCUGCCUUGAACAAAGCAUGGUGGACAGCGACAAUUCCCAUUCCAUGUUCAGUGCUGGUUUUGACAUGGCUAUGGAAAUACCACCCCCGGAACCACCUUGGGACCCACUGCAAGACAUCUUUUUCCCAGAGCUGCAGGUGAAGUCUGAGCCAGUCUCCCCUGCGUCAUCUCACUGCUCUGAUUCGUCUGGUGCAUCCUCGGAUUCCUCUGCUUUGUCCUCUUCCUCCUCCUCUGCUGAUCUCCCUGGGCAGGCCCCCAACCCAUCUGACGUGAUUGGAGUGAAGGCGGAGCACCCUCCAACCCCUCCAUGCAUGUUUGGAGAUGUCCUUUCACCCCCCUUCGGUACUGUGCACAUCAGGGUAGUCCCAGCUCCUGAAACAGGGAAACCAGUCACUUCCAACAAAGCAGAGAGCAUUCUUAGUCGGAAGCCCCCCAUUCAGCCCAAGCCAGUUGUGGUAACUACUGUCCCAGCGCAGCCAACAACCACUUCCAGUAAGACCAUCUUACUGCAAUCUGUUCCCGUAACCCAGUCACAGACGAUCAACCCAGGAAUUUCAGUUCCAGGACAGAGUGUGGUGAUCUCCCAGUCUGAACUGCUGCAUCUCCCAGUGUCGGGGCUGAUCAAGGUUCAGUCUCCUGUGAAAGAAGGUCUCCCUGCAAAGCCAAUUCCCGCUGCCCCCAAGCCGGAAGCCAAGACUAUUGUCCCAGCUCCAACGCAAAUCGGACCCUGCAACCAGGAGAUAGAUAUCAAGGUCCUGAAAAGGCAGCAGCGGAUGAUUAAGAACCGGGAAUCAGCCUGCCAGUCUCGGCGGAAAAAAAAGGAAUACCUGCAAGGGUUGGAAUCGCGGCUGAGGGAGGCCCUGACAGAGAACGAGCGACUGCGACGGGAGAACGCUCUCCUCCGCCGGCGACUGGACUGUGUUGUGAACGAGAACAGCGAGCUGAAGUUCGGCUCUGGGAACCGGAAGGUCAUCUGUGUCAUGGUGGUCCUGCUCUUCAUCGCCUUCAAUUUUGGGCCUGUCAGCAUCAGUGAACACAAGGCAACAGAAGUGGACUUUCCUAAGCAGGAAGCAGAGCCUGGGCCGGGGCAGAGGCACCUCCUGGGGAUUAUAGGGGAACCCCAUGAAAUGUCUGAAGAGGAGCUAGAGGAGCGGCAAGAGGAGGCACCAGACAGGCCAGGGAAGACAUCGUUCCGGAACCUUUCAGCUUCCUUUUCUGACAUGAAGGAUCUCAUGCUGAGGGACCUGGAUAAAUUGUUCCUGGCUUCCGACUGCCGCCAAUUCAAUCGCACUGAAUCCUUGAGAUUGGCCGAUGAGCUCAGUGGCUGGGUCCGCCGGCACCAGAUCAAUCGGAGGAAGCCCUCGCCGUCCCGCAAAGCACCGCAGGCUACCCAGGUGAAGCGAGAAGGAAGGCCGCAAAGCUCCUCGCGCUACGUCCCUGCCAGCCCCCCUAGACACACAGAGAGGAAUUCUGUGCAUCAGCUGCAGGUGUAUCAGCACCCUGACCACACAGAACAUGACUUCAUGGAUGCCAUUGAUCGACGGGAGGAUACGUUCUAUGUGGUGUCUUUCCGCAGGGAUCACUUACUGCUGCCUGCCAUCAGCCACAACAAAACGUCUCGCCCCAAAAUGUCCCUGGUGAUGCCAGCCAUGGCCCUCAAUGAGAGCCUGUACAAUUCCUCCCUGGGCUACGAGGUGAUGAUGCAAAUAGACUGUGAGGUGAUGGACACCCGGGUCAUCCACAUCAAGAGCUCCACGGUGCCCCCUUUCCUGAGGCGCCAAGACGCUGUCCCUGACAACCGGACCCAGCCCGCUCCUCAGCCCUUCUCUGGAAGAACGGCCCGGGCAGCUUUGCGGUCUCAUCGGCCCACUUUCUCCUCCACGAGGCGGCACCCGCAUCGCACCUUGUACCUUGGGGAGCAUGGGGGGGGCUAGCCUCCCAAGAGGACAGAGAGAGUACCCUUGGGGUAUGGUACACCUACACAGUUUUGGGGAACAGUGCUCCUCCUGCUCUGGAAAGGGACCUGCGCAUGCACCCCCUCGGAGGAACCCUACCUGUGUGAGGGAUGGAUUGGAGAUACCACUUCCGCUUGCUGGGACCCACUCUUUCAGAUGACUGGGCUUCUCCUCCUCCUGGGGGACAUUUCUAUCCCUGGAUCAAUCCCACCUCCCUUUCCCCCCCCCCGAAAGUCCCUUCCCUGGCCUUUACUGCUGCUUCCAGAAUAGCCAUUGGGGUGGGGGGGGGAGGUAUCGCCUGCAGUUAGGACUGCUGUGUUCCUGCCACUGCCACUCUUCUCCACAUCCAAGUCCAGAUGACUCCUCUGUCGGGUCCAAAAGGGACUUUUUUUGCCAGUUUCUACUGCCCUCCAGAGGUUGUGAUCAAGAUUUGUUCAUUUUAAUGGAUAAAGAAGAAGGGAAUGGGGGGGGGGUCUUAACCUGCUGACUGCAAUGUGUGUGUGUGUGGGGGGGGAAAGAGCAUGCGUGAGAAGUCUCUUUCUACAAAGUAGACAGAGAGAGAGAGAAUGUGUAUGUAUAACAGUAUGUAUGUAUUUGGUCCUGUUUGACUUGCUGUGAUGGCACAAACCUGCCCUUUUGGGUCCUUGUAUAUUUUUUCCUCUGUUGUGUGCUGGGUUUUUU